Messenger RNA from Paramecium octaurelia, 369 nucleotides. NCBI's taxonomy places the organism in Eukaryota, Ciliophora, Oligohymenophorea, Peniculida, Parameciidae. The record is from the annotation of a GenBank genome assembly.
AUGGAUAAGUACUAAUUUAUUAAUGUUAUUUCUUAUCAUCAUUUAACUGAUUUCUUCUCAAGUACUAAUGAGAUUCUUACAAAUAUUAAUAUUUACUUUCCCUUAAACAUAUAUAAUUAUUAUUAUUUUAUCCUUUCUACUGUUUUACAUAUUUUUUUUUCUAGUUGGAUUUUUAAAGUUUAAUCCUUACAUUAUAAAACAAAUGAAGCCUUAAUGAAGAGCCUUGAACUUAACGAUUUAUACAAAAAAUACAACUCAAUAAUAGAUGAAUCUCUUGGUUACACCAAGAAUCUGAAGAAGAUUAUUUUGAGAAAUUGCAAUAACAUAAGUUUUCAAGAUAAGCAAAAUUUUACAAUGAACUCUAAGUGA